This is a messenger RNA of Daucus carota subsp. sativus, 369 nucleotides long. RefSeq lists its product as uncharacterized. NCBI's taxonomy places the organism in Eukaryota, Viridiplantae, Streptophyta, Magnoliopsida, Apiales, Apiaceae. The transcript is spliced from 2 exons. The record is from RefSeq and is a predicted model, not a curated record. The coding region runs from base 1 to 369 and encodes 122 amino acids.
AUGUCGCGAUGUUACAUUCUAGCAGCAAAGUCGGGUGUUUUGCAGCAUCAACAUCAGUCUAUGGUCACUGCUUCAGAUAUGCUCUUUAAUCCCAAGGAGCUUUUUGAAGAUCAGAAUAGGGCUGCUAGGCAAGUAGCCAUGAAGGCUUUAAUGAACACUCAGAUGGCUGAAGGGACACCUAUUGACAUUAUCCUUAUGAGCUUGUCCAAGAGUUUUGAGCAGUUCCUCUUGAAUUACAACAUGAAACAGAGGCAAUAUAGUCUUGCGGAACUGCUGACAGAACUUCAGGCAGCUGAAAGAUUAUUUCGGCAGAGUGUUCAAGUGAAUGUGGCUGAGAAAGGUUCUUCCUCUAAGCCGAAAGAUAAUUAA